AUGUCUAUCCUCAAUAUAAUUUUCAUUUUUGCCCUUUUACUCAUUCCAAAAAGCGCUGAUACAUGCUCCGUUUCUAUUACUAAAAAUAUUUUAGAAUCGAGUAAGGGUAGCAGCAAUGUCCAACUCGUAAUCACAAACAAGGGGAAUACAUCAAUUUGCUCUGUGAAGUUCUUUUUGUCGUUGCCUAGUGGGUCGGCCACAGAAAGCAACAGAAACAUGCGCAGUGUUGGCAACAACCACUACAGAACCCCUGAAAAUGUUCGCAUCGAACCUGGGGCUUCUUACAAAGAGGCUGGCCUAGUCAUUAGAGGAAGUGGAAUGCCAAAAAUUUGUGUUCUCAAGUUCAGAAGGUGUGACCGUAAAAAAGUGGAUACUACUACCAUUGUGAAAUCUACUACAACACCCUCAUCUCGUAAUAAUUCAACUAUAAAAUCCACGAAAAAUAAAAAUAAUCAAGUCACCACCGCCGCUAUAAAAUCAAGCAAAAUUCCAUCUGGAACAACUAAAUCACCCCCAUCAAACAAUAAUUCAACUAUAAAAUCCACAAAACAACCCAAUAAUCAAAUCACCACCACCAUCACACCAAAAUCCUCUAUAGUUCCAUCAGAAACAACCACAACACAAUCCACAUCAGGAGACUCCCUUGUUGUACCCCAAGUUAUCACAACUAAAGACACUUGUCUUUCGCUGUCUAAUGCUUCAGGAAUAAUUGACUCGGAAUUGAAUUCGCCUAUAGAGGAUGGAAUAUUUACUUUUUAUGGUGCUGGGGGUCGUGGAGCUUGUGGGAUCGAUUCGGAUCAGGUCUGCAGUUAUUGGAGUAUUAUUGAGGAAUAUUGGGCUAUUAUUGAGGAAAGAUAA
This is a messenger RNA of Meloidogyne enterolobii, 858 nucleotides long. Lineage: Eukaryota; Metazoa; Nematoda; Chromadorea; Rhabditida; Meloidogynidae. The record is from the annotation of a GenBank genome assembly.